CUCCUCCUCCACACCAUGAAGGCCGUGCUGCUCCUCGUCGCGAUGCUGGCGCUCUGCGCGGCCGGCCUGCCCGACGGCCUGGCCAAGGGCCUUCCCGCCGAGGCCAGGCGGCCCUACCUGCCCGACGACUGCCCCAAGGAGUGCCACAUCAACAACAUCCAGCCCGUGUGCGCGGCCGAGUUCGUCUCCAAGUACUACGCGCGCCUCAAGACCUUCGCCACCUCUUGCGAGAUCCGCAAGUACAACUGCGCCAACGGAACACGCUACGUCUUCCUGUUCAAUGGCGGCUGCCCGCGCGAGGGCUAACUUCUUGAAUCGCGACAGACUGAAACCGAAAUAAAAAUGUCAGCAUAAACCUGAGUGUUGUGUCCCUGUCUUUCCAACCCCAUUCCGCCGGCUUUAAUUGCCGCCUUAUAUUUUCAAGAGCUUUGGGCUAUCUCUGCCGGAAACGGACACUCAUUCAAACCACGUCGGCUGGCUAUAAAGCCCGGUGCGCGGCGGUGCUGGAGUACAGUACUCCCCGUGCUUCACCAUGAAGGCCUGCAUCAUCUUCUUAGCUGUGUCUGCGUUUUUGGGAGCGGCGUACGGUGCGUCACUGGAGCCCCGCAAAAGCUGCCUUCAGUGCGACGAGGCGGGCCCGUGGCCGAUCUGCGGCAUCGAGUUCCGAAUCAAACGCAUCAGCGUCAAAACUUUUGCCACGCCCUGCGCAAUGGACCAGUACAACUGCGAGCACAACACCCACUUCAUCGAGCUUUUCGCCGGCGCCUGCGAGGGUCCGAACGUCAAUACUUAGGAGGACGACAUCGAGAUGGCCGCCUUGAUUUCUCAUUGAUGUAAAAUUGAAAUAAACGCCAACGAGUUUGUUUUACUACAA
This is a messenger RNA of Thrips palmi, 874 nucleotides long. RefSeq lists its product as uncharacterized. NCBI's taxonomy places the organism in Eukaryota, Metazoa, Arthropoda, Insecta, Thysanoptera, Thripidae. The coding region runs from base 16 to 306 and encodes 96 amino acids. The transcript is spliced from 5 exons. The record is from RefSeq and is a predicted model, not a curated record.